This is a messenger RNA of Caenorhabditis remanei, 261 nucleotides long. RefSeq lists its product as uncharacterized. The transcript has 2 exons. The record is from RefSeq and is a predicted model, not a curated record. NCBI's taxonomy places the organism in Eukaryota, Metazoa, Nematoda, Chromadorea, Rhabditida, Rhabditidae. The coding region runs from base 1 to 261 and encodes 86 amino acids.
AUGAAGGUGAUUCUCUUCCUCUUGCUUCUCGUCGCUAUCUCCUGGACUCUUUUGGACGUCGUCGACUCGAAAGGUGUCCCAGCGAAGCGUGUGAAGAGACAAUAUUACGGAUAUGGCGGCUAUGGCGGAUACGGAGGCUGCGACUGCCCCACCUAUGCUCCUUGCUCACAUGCCCCAUACUACGGAGGUUACGGAGGCUACGGAGGCUACGGAGGCUACGGUGGAUAUGGCGGAUACGGCGGCUAUGGCUACAAGAAAUAA